UAUUCCAUGAAGAAUCAGACAUAACAUCUAUCUGUACCUUAUUGUCAGCAAAAAUAUGUUAUUAUAUUAUUAUGAUUGAUUCAAGAUCAUUACACACUUCUACAUAGACACACACACAUAGACACACACACACACACGAAGACAAAACAUAAACACAGCAACACUAUAAGACAUUCCCACAAAUGUUUUCAUUCAGACGAAGCGAGCGAAUAAACUGGCAUGUGAACAACCCACACGUGUUCUCCUGUCCGUUUCUGAGCGAUUCGUCUCCUUGUCUCCUUGUCUACUUCGGGCCCGAAGGGAAGGCAUUCACGAAGGAAUCCAGGGUCUCUUUCUGGGUGAACCCAACAAGCUCCAGAAUCCAUGGAGAAAAACAGUCUGUGAAAAAGAUGAAAUACUGCAGGAAGUGAAAGAAUUCAAGCCCAGCACUGAGGUCCUCAGAAUUAUGUUGUAUGGACCGAUUGGAGCUGGGAAAUCAUCCUUCAUCAACUCAGUCCAGAGAGUCCUCUUAGGCCGCAAUGCCAUGAACACUCUGGAAAACUCCACAAAAAGUGGAGGAAGCUUCACAAAAAAAAUGAACAUACACAAGCUGAAGAUGGGCAGAGGAGAGCAUUAUCCGCUGGAGAUUGUUGACAUCAUGGGGAUUGAAGCACAAGAAGGAAUAAAACAUGAUGACAUCAUCAGUGUGUUUAAGGGACACAUUUCAGAUGAGUACAGUUUUAAUCCUGGGGUAACAAUAGCUGAUGACGACCCGCAUUACAAAAAGAACCCAACUUUGGGUGAUAAGGUUCACUGUCUGGUGUGUGUUCUGCCUGCAGACUCGGUCUCAAUGUUGGAAUCCAUGGUCUUUGAAAAAAUGGACCAUGUUAGGAAGAGUGCUAGCCGGCAUGGAAUCCCUCAGGUCAUUGUGAUGACCAGGGUGGAUAAAGCCUGUGAGCUGGUUAAAGGGGAUCUAAAGAAAAUGUAUUAUAGCAAGAAGAUCCGAGAUAAGGUUCAUGAGUGCAGUAAUAAUGUCGGCAUCCCAUUAAAUGUCAUCUACCCUGUGAAUAACUACUCUGAAAUCAUCACCCAAGAUCCUGAUAUCGACCUGUUCCUCCUCAUUGCACUGAGAGAUAUUCUCAAUUUUGCCAAUGACUAUGUAGAACGUGAGUUGGAAAAAGAUGACAACUGAUGAGAGAGAUAUGAACAAAAGCUUCAGCUUUCAUGUUAACAUCCCUUCAACACUGUUAACUAAAUGCAUUCUGGGACUGGGAUUUCUCACUAAUCUGUGAUUGAACAUUAUCUCUUGUGUUUGAGAUUGUUCAAAGAAAUAUUUUAAAGAUUCAUGGUGAAGUUUUCCUGAAAUGGUCAGUGGUUUUUAGGAAUCUUUAUUUAUUGUAUAUUGUCUUGGUUGAAAAGUUUGUUUGUGUAAUAGGAGUGACUUUAGUGCUGCAUAAAUAUAGUUAUCAUUAAAAAAUGUA
Molecule: messenger RNA, 1460 nt
Organism: Neoarius graeffei (lesser salmon catfish)
Lineage: Eukaryota; Metazoa; Chordata; Actinopteri; Siluriformes; Ariidae
Product: interferon-induced protein 44-like
Exons: 7
Coding region: 446-1171 (241 amino acids)
Source: RefSeq, a predicted model, not a curated record